AUGAAUCACCUGCCAGAUAAAACCAACAAAACAGACAAAUUUAAUGAACUGGUUAAAUUGAUGAAAACGAUAUUUAAAUCGACCAACACCAUCUAUGCAUGGGGUCGUUUACGUGCCGAACUGGAACCAUUUUCACACAGUGGCUUAUUUCAACUUUCCGAUAUUCCAGCGAAAGUAUUCAAUGUUCAACGUCGUUUUCGAGAGUGGUAUAAUGACCGACACCCACACACCGAAGAAUGUCAACGACAAAAAACGGUCCACAACAACGAUGACUACGACGAUUGUCUCCGUCCACGUACUCAUCGUCCAUACAAGGAAGCUAAUGACCAGUGGGGUCUUCAGAUGGCCAUAGCACGAACAUUUGGCCAAUAUUUAGAUAAAUCAAGCACAUUGGCAAAUUGGGCAGUUGGACUUGAUACGGCCUUGGGUACUUAUAUGCCGCCACAAAAACGUGAACGAUUAAAAACAUACGCAGCGUACGACUGUUUGGCCGUAGAAAAAUUGAUUUAUCCGAUAUUCCAUGACUGGACAUUAGAACAAGUUCGGAAUUAUGAUCAAACAUUUACGGAUAUGGUUCUUCAUGUUCAAAAUGAAGAACCAGCCGUACAAGAUCAACAACAGCAAACUGAUAACCAGGAUGAACCAUCGCCACAAGUCCUACAGCAAGAUCACGAUUCAAUGAAUUUAGAUCUAGUUCUUCAUGUACAAAAUGAAGAACCAUUGGAACAAACAGCAGAAGAAGAAGAUAAUCAUCAUUAUGUACAAGGUCACCAACAACCACACUUACAAUCCAAAAUCGUUAUACCACCAAGAUUAAAAAUCGUCAAUAUACCGCAUUUACAAUCCAAAGUAGUCAAACAACGUACACAAUAUGAACAGAAGAUAAAAAACCGAAAAGGAAGCCACUGGAGUCGCCGAAACCGAUAUCGAUGGGAGGUGAUACAACAAGUAUUCAAUGACAAGACUCAAGGUAUUGGUUUUUCAAUAACAAUGGUCAAACAAAUUUUACGUUCAAUGGGUAUACGGUAUACCAACAUCAAUAUGGUUGGACAAACAUUGUUUAUUGGUACAAAGGAAGCACAUCAACAAUGGAUUCGACAAGCAUUAGAUCAAGACCAAUUUAAUGAAGAACAUUAUCAUCAGUUCAUAAACAAAAACGACCAUCCAGAACCGUAG
Didymodactylos carnosus is the source of this 1176-nucleotide messenger RNA. The record is from the annotation of a GenBank genome assembly. Lineage: Eukaryota; Metazoa; Rotifera; Eurotatoria; Philodinida; Philodinidae.